AUGUCCGUCAUCAGCACCCCUAUCACAGAGCUUUUCAAGAUCAAGCACCCCAUCCUCCUCGCUGGUAUGAAUGUCGCUGCCGGCCCCGAGCUUGCAGCGGCAGUCACCAACGCUGGUGGUCUGGGAGUGAUUGGAGGACAUGGUUAUACACCCAAGUUUCUGCGACAGCAGAUACGUGCUGUCAAAGCGGACCUCAAGGACAAGAACGCGCCCUUUGGUGUGGACCUUCUGAUCCCCCAGGUUGGCGGGAACGCGCGCAAGACAAAUAAAGACUACCAGAACGGCAAGCUGCCCGAGCUGAUCGACAUCAUCAUCGAAGAGAAGGCGGCGCUGUUCGUCUGCGCAGUCGGCAUCCCGCCCAAGUGGGCCGUGGAGAAGAUGCAUGCGGCGGGCAUCCCCGUCAUGAACAUGGUCGGCCACCCGAAGCACGUCCCCCGCGCGCUCGACGCGGGCGUGGACCUGAUCUGCGCGCAGGGCGGCGAGGGCGGCGGCCACACGGGCGACGUGCCCUGCUCGCUCCUCAUCCCCGCGUGCGUCGACGCGGUGCGCGGGCACACGUCGCCGCUCACGGGCCGCCCGGUGUACGUCGUCGGCGCGGGCGCGGUGUACGACGGGCGCGGGCUCGCCGCGAACCUCAUGUGGGGCGCGCAGGGCGUCUGGGUCGGCACGCGCUUCGUCGCGAGCGUCGAGGCGGGCGCGCCCAAGGCGCACAAGGACGCGGUCGUGCGCGCGGGCAUCGACGACACCGCGCGCACGGUCAUCUUCACCGGGCGCCCGCUGCGCGUCGUGCGGAACGAGUAUGUGGACGACUGGAACAAGAACCGCCAGAAGGAGAUUGACGAGCUCACGGCGCGCGGGAUCAUCCCGCACGAGGAGGAGGUCCGCAAGCACCCCGAGAAGCACGCGAAGGCGAUCACGUUCCUGACGGGCCAGGUCGCGGGGCUCAUCCACGACGUGCUGCCCGCGCAGGUCAUCGUGGACAACAUGGUCAACGACGCGGCGCGCCAGCUGCAGGAGGGUGCGACUCGGGUCACGGUGAAGGCGAAGCUAUGA
Messenger RNA from Postia placenta MAD-698-R-SB12, 1053 nucleotides. RefSeq lists its product as hypothetical. Bases 1 to 1053 code for a protein of 350 amino acids. Gene Ontology annotation, molecular function: nitronate monooxygenase activity. Lineage: Eukaryota; Fungi; Basidiomycota; Agaricomycetes; Polyporales; Adustoporiaceae. The transcript has 6 exons. The record is from RefSeq and is a predicted model, not a curated record.